AUGGAAUAUCAGAUAUUGAAAAUGUCUCCCUGCCUGUUCAUCCUUCUGUUUCUCACACCUGGUAUUUUAUGCAUUUGUCCUCUCCAAUGUAAAUGCACAGAGAGGCACAGGCAUGUGGAUUGUUCAGGCAGAAACUUGACUACAUUACCAUCUGGACUGCAAGAGAAUAUUAUUCAUUUAAACCUGUCUCAUAACCACUUCACUGAUCUGCAUAACCAGUUAACGCAAUAUACCAAUCUGAGGACCCUGGACAUUUCAAAUAACAGGCUCGAAAGCCUGCCUGCUCAGUUACCUCGGUCUCUCUGGAACGUGUCUGCUGCUAACAACAACAUUAAACUUCUUGACAAAUCUGAUACUGCUUAUCAGUGGAACCUUAAAUAUCUGGAUGUUUCUAAGAAUAUGCUGGAAAAGGUUGUCCUCAUUAAAAAUACAUUAAGAAGCCUUGAGGUUCUCAACCUCAGUAGUAACAAACUUUGGACAGUUCCAACCAACAUGCCUUCCAGAUUACUUAUUGUGGACCUGUCUAAUAAUUCCUUGACCCAAAUCCUUCCAGGAACAUUAAUGAACCUGACAAAUCUCACCCAUCUUUACCUGCACAACAAUAAGUUCACAUUCAUUCCAGAUCAAUCUUUUGAUCAACUCUUUCAGUUGCAAGAGAUAACCCUUUAUAAUAACAGGUGGUCAUGUGACCACAGACAAAACAUUACUUACUUAUUGAAGUGGAUGAUGGAAACAAAAGCCCAUGUGUUAGGGACUCCCUGUUCUAACCAAACAUCACCUCCGCGGGAACAUGACAUAGAUCCCACGCCUGCAGGAUUUACCUCAAGCUUAUUCACCAUGAGUGGCAUGCAGACAGUGGACACCAUUAACUCUCUGAGUAUGGUAACUCAACCUAAAGUAACCAAAAUACCCAAACAAUUUCGAGCAAAGGAAACAACACUUGGUGUCUCACUAAACAAAGACAGCACCUUCACUAGCACUGAUAAGGCCUUGGUGCCCUAUGCAGAAGAUACAGCCACAGAAAUGAUCAAAUCACACGAAGCAGCAGCUGCGACUCUCACUAUUCAUCUCCAGGAUGGAACGGUUACAAACACAAGCCUCACUAGCUCAACAAGAUCAUCCCCAACACCCCUGACCCUAAGUAUCACUAGUGGCAUGCCAAAUAAUUUCUCUGAAAUGCCUCAACAAAGCACAACCCUUAACUUACGGAGGGAAGAGACUACCACAAACGUAAAGACUCGCUUACCUUCCGUUGCAAGUGCUUGGGAAGUAAAUGCCUCAUUUCUCUUAAUGCUCAAUGCUGUGGUCAUUCUGGCUGUCUGA
Messenger RNA from Lepus europaeus (European hare), 1323 nucleotides. RefSeq names its product oligodendrocyte myelin glycoprotein (gene OMG). The transcript has a single exon. The record is from RefSeq and is a predicted model, not a curated record. Gene Ontology annotation, biological process: neuron projection regeneration. Gene Ontology annotation, molecular function: protein binding. The coding region runs from base 1 to 1323 and encodes 440 amino acids. NCBI's taxonomy places the organism in Eukaryota, Metazoa, Chordata, Mammalia, Lagomorpha, Leporidae.